Messenger RNA from Cladophialophora yegresii CBS 114405, 294 nucleotides. RefSeq lists its product as uncharacterized. The coding region runs from base 1 to 294 and encodes 97 amino acids. The transcript has 2 exons. The record is from RefSeq and is a predicted model, not a curated record. NCBI's taxonomy places the organism in Eukaryota, Fungi, Ascomycota, Eurotiomycetes, Chaetothyriales, Herpotrichiellaceae.
AUGGCAACAUCGAAUACCAACCAGACCAGCGAUGCGUCGGCGCCGGCCCAUCAGCACAGCGAAUUCGAACUCCGUCGUGCGGCAUUUGUGGGUGAUAUCGGAGAGAUCGGGAACGAAUUCUCGAGCGUCGAGGCUCUGUGGAGUCAGUUCGAGACCGUAAUGGGCCGGUCGGAAGAGGAAACUUCGAACGGCGCGAACAACCACAACCACGAUCACGAUCACAACUCGUCGUCAGAUCCGACGGCGGGCGGGAACGCGAAUCACGAGGGAGAGGCGGGCGCGCCGGAGAGAUGA